UAUUUCUGUUGAAAAUAACAAGAAAAGAAACAAAAUACAAAAUGUUUAACAAAAGUUAUACUAAUAUAAUUUUGGCUAGCACUUUGCUGCUAUGUUUAAUUACCCUGCCAGUCUCUCAAGCCGAUCUCAUGUGCUAUGUUUGUGAUGACUGUGCCACAAUGCCCAAAGAUGCCCCCUUGCUGGCAUGUAAUGAAGAUUUCUUUAAUCCUGGCGGCAGCACAGAAGCCUCCACAGUGACAACUACUACACCAGCGAGUACAACAGAAGCAGUGCAGAGCACUACACCCAUUGAGACUAGUCCAAUGACCAUCGCUUCAACCACCGAGGAGAGUAGUACUGAUCUGGCAUCGACAACCACAGAGGAAGUCACUUCAACUUCGACAUCAGAGCAGUCGACUGAAAGCACAGAGGCACCCAUUCCCACACCAAACACAGCUGGUCCUGUGGAGACUACGACUGGAGUGCCCACACCACCACAAGAGGAUUUGGAUGCAGUACCAGCUUCAGCAGCUAAUACCACGCGGUUGUUGCAGAUCGGAGAGGAAAGCUCUAGCAAUGUCACACCUUUGGCCAUUCGUCAGCGUCGUGCUCUGAUCAAUACAGAUUACAGCUAUCACUGCUAUAUCGUACAAAAGUCAAUCAAUGGCUCUACGGUCACAGAUCGCGGUUGCUCGCGUGUUAGUACUUAUCAAUCUGUUUGCGGAUUGCUAAUGGAACAGAAUAACAACACUCAGUUGAGCAAUUGUGAUCCCUGUAGCAUGAAUGCCUGCAAUGGAAGUUCCCUAUUGCAAAACUCACUAUUAGUCACCUUUCUGAUGGCUGCUAUCGCUGCCUUGAUGCAGGCCAACUAAAAACGAUCAUUGUCGAUAGCAUUGUCAUUUUGUGAUUACCAUUAUCAACCGGUGUUAUAUUAGUAUUCCUCGUUGUCACUCAUUCACAUUAGCGAGCUCUCAUUUGUUGUAAUUUUGUUAAGCAAUGAAAACCCACACACACACACACACACGCAAAACAUAAACACACGAUACACAACAAUCGCACCACAAGAAACGAAUAUCGAAAUAUAUAUAAAUCUAAUUAAAUAUGUAUUUACAUGAAUAACAAAACA
Molecule: messenger RNA, 1105 nt
Organism: Drosophila willistoni
Lineage: Eukaryota; Metazoa; Arthropoda; Insecta; Diptera; Drosophilidae
Product: flocculation protein FLO11
Exons: 3
Coding region: 42-851 (269 amino acids)
Source: RefSeq, a predicted model, not a curated record